Cyprinodon variegatus (sheepshead minnow) is the source of this 945-nucleotide messenger RNA. RefSeq lists its product as uncharacterized. Gene Ontology annotation, molecular function: protein-disulfide reductase activity. The transcript has 3 exons. NCBI's taxonomy places the organism in Eukaryota, Metazoa, Chordata, Actinopteri, Cyprinodontiformes, Cyprinodontidae. The coding region runs from base 154 to 690 and encodes 178 amino acids. The record is from RefSeq and is a predicted model, not a curated record.
AGAAGAGACGCUUCCCUGCUGUUAUGUGUUCAUCCUUUUCUUGUGUAACCUAAACAUUGUUUAUUAAUUUACUGCUUAUUGCUUCGUCAAUAACAGCUCCAGUCACAAGUGCCUACCUUAGUUUAAACAGAGCCAUCAUUGGGUGGUUUAGAAAUGUUUUGUAAAGUUAGACUUGGUUUUGCCACCGCGGCUUCCAUCAGGCUCCCCUGUAGUGUAAAUCCAAGGACAGGCAGGCUGGGGACGCCUGGGCUCUGCAGACACCAGCGGAGGAACCACAGCUCCGACUCUUCGGCUGUCAGGGUGUUGUAUGAUGGGAUGUGUCCCAUCUGCCUGACGGAGAUCCGCUUCCUCCAGUUCCUGCAGAGAAACCGACCAGGGAACGUAAAUUUCAUCGACAUCUCUAACCCAGGCUAUGAUGGGACAAAAUACAAACAUGUCAGCUAUGAGAUGGCCAUGGAGGAGAUGACCGUGAUUGACGAGAAAGACGAGGUACAUCGUGGCGUUCCAGCGUUUGCAGUCAUGUAUGGUGCCGUUGGCCUUGGUUGGUUGGGUCGCUUCAUGAUGUGGUCACCAGUGAGGCCAUUUAUGGAAAAGGCGUAUGCUGUCUUUGCUAAGAAUCGACUUAAGUGGACUGGAAGGGCAGAGGAAUGCCCCUCAGGAAGCUGUAAAAAGAAACCAGCUGAUUCCUGACCUCGUUUCAGAAUUAAAUAUUUAUAUUAAGAAGCCAUAUUAAAAGCAAUGGUUUUCAUAUUGUAAUUAAUGGCUAUUGUGUUAUAUAAUGUGUCAAAGGGACACAUGGUUAAAUUACUGUAGUGAAAGAAAAGUAUUAUAAAGACAGACUUGAUGUUUUUUUUCCAUUAUGAUAUGAGUUGUACAGAGUUGAUGCUGUUCAUUCAGUUUAAUAAAAAAAGGUUUUAAAAACACCUAAAUAUCUGCAAAAAUGGG